Messenger RNA from Ficedula albicollis (Collared flycatcher), 4671 nucleotides. RefSeq names its product SKI-like proto-oncogene (gene SKIL). The transcript has 6 exons. Gene Ontology annotation, cellular component: nucleus. Lineage: Eukaryota; Metazoa; Chordata; Aves; Passeriformes; Muscicapidae. Gene Ontology annotation, biological process: negative regulation of BMP signaling pathway. The coding region runs from base 813 to 2888 and encodes 691 amino acids. The record is from RefSeq and is a predicted model, not a curated record. Gene Ontology annotation, molecular function: DNA-binding transcription factor activity, RNA polymerase II-specific; RNA polymerase II cis-regulatory region sequence-specific DNA binding; SMAD binding.
AUCAGGAAGAAGAACUGGCAGAACUCUGUGCUAGCACACAGCAUGAAUUCAGCCCAUGGCCUGGAUCUCACCUCUAUUACUAAUAACCUGGGCUGGGAAAAUUCUGACACACGCCAGUGACAUCUGGGCGAAAGGUGACUCUCUAGGGACGUUUAGUUUUUUGCCGUCGAUCUGGAUCAGCCUUUAAUUUCAGGAUUUAUUUGUGAACUGCCAUAGUAGCUGUCACGGUGCUGGUGGUGAAAUCAUAAAGCUGGCAGCACAGUAAAGCAAGCCCUUAAGAUUGUGUUUGAUCUCUGGGAGCUGAAAGUGCUGAAUAAAAUUUUCACACGACUUAAACUACGGUUUGGAUCAUUGCGUUAAGAUUGACAUUCUUCUAACUGAGCCCAUUUUUCUAUUUUAAUAUUUAAAUAGAGACUUACGUGAAAAGACAGUAUAUUUUUUAAAGGAAAAAACGAUCAAGGAUGAACACGCAUCAGCGCAUCGUUUUUUACUGAAAAUUGCUGGACAAGACUACUGUGUAAAAUAAUGGGUAGGGUAUGAAGAAAACCUUUUGUAUACAUAUUACAUUGGGGUUUUUAUAUUAUAAAAUUGAACAAGUAACUAAGAAAAUAGUGUAACCUCUCCAUUAGUAAUUUUACUGUAUUACAUGCAAAAUGGAUUAUAGUUUUUACUGUUGGAUGCUGAAGAAAUAAUGUUGUAGUGAAAGGAGUGUGCAGCUUGGUAAUCCAAGAUUACAUGAAACUAUUUUUUAUAUGAAAAAGCAAGAAAAUGCACAUUCAGAACUGGCUUAUUUAAAACUCUAGUGUUUAGCAAUGGAAAGCCCACAGAUAAACUUGCCUCUAGGUCUGGUUUCAGACCAAAAAAGGAGCAGGAUCCACGAGGAUGGGAGUCCUCCACUGAAAAAAGCAAUGACAGAAAUGCAUGCAAAUAACAAAGUGCAGGUUGUAAUAAAUAAAUUGCCAACAAUAAAGAAGGAAAACCUGGAUGACUAUGACGAAACUCCGGUGCAGGCUGAUGGGGCAACCGCCAAGCCAAACAGUGCUUCACUAUCUGAGCCUUUGAGUUUAAAUCCAGGUUUGAAACACACGUUGGCACAGUUCCACCUAAGCAGCCAGAGUUCGCUGGGUGGACCUGCAGCUUUCUCAGCUCGGUAUUCCCAGGAAAGUAUGUCACCUACUGUCUUCCUGCCUCUCCCAUCGCCACAAAUCCUCUCUGGUCCGCUGCUCAUCCCUCCAGACAGCUCCACAGAACUCACCCAGACCCUGCUGGAGGGGGAAUCCAUCUCUUGUUUUAAAGUCGGAGGAGAAAAAAGACUUUGCCUGCCUCAAGUGUUGAAUUCUGUUCUCCGAGACUUUUCCUUGCAGCAGAUCAACACGGUGUGUGAUGAGCUCUAUAUCUACUGCUCAAGGUGCACUUCUGACCAGCUUCACAUUCUGAAGGUUUUGGGAAUUCUUCCAUUCAACGCUCCGUCCUGUGGGCUCAUUACGCUGACGGACGCUCAGAGACUAUGCAAUGCUUUACUGCGCCCUCGCACUUUUCCCCAAAGUGGCAGUUUCCUCCCUGGUAAGAACACCUUGGCCCAGCUGAAAGAGACUGGCAGUGCCUUCGAAGUAGAGCAUGAAUGCCUGGGCAAGUGCCAGGGGUUGUUUGCACCUCAGUUCUACCUUGCCCCUGAUGACCCGUGCAUCCAAUGCUUGGAAUGCUACGGGAUGUUCUCGCCCCAGACCUUCGUGAUGCAUUCACACAGGUCCCCGGACAAGAGGACCUGCCACUGGGGGUUUGAGUCGGCCAAGUGGCACUGCUACCUGCACAUUAACCAAAAAUACCUGGGCACAUCAGAGGAGAGAGAGCUGAAGCAUCUCUUGGAGGAAAUGAAGGAGAAAUUCAGUGAGAAAAAUCAGAAAAGAAUUCGGUCCAAAGCAGAGCCACAGCAGAACCUGGAAUUAUCACAGUGGUACCCAGUUAUAAAGCAAGAAGCAGAAACUGAUCCUCAACCACCUUCCUUUUUCCACCCCAGUUACUACCUUUAUAUGUGUGAUAAAGUGGUUGCCCCGAAUGUGUCUCUUGCAUCUCAAUACAAGGAUGUUGCAAAAACAACAGGAAAAGCAUCAGAAGUUAAUAAAUCCUCACCUGGGCACUCAGAGAAGAAGCUCAGUAGUGGAAAGCACAAAAAAGCUGCCUCGUAUCCAGAGCUUUCUCUUGAAGAACAGGAAAAAAUUGACUUGAAAGCUGGUGUGGAGCAGCCAAAUAAACGUUUAGAUCCUCCUGCGCCAGCUCGUUCCACGAGAGGUGGAAAGUCUGAGCGUGUUUCUUCCAAAAUCACCAGAGACUCUGGCCGUGGUGAGGGAGGUGCUGGUGCACGAACCUUGUCCCCCACCCUCAUGAAAGACAUCAGCUGUGAGGAUGACAAGGGAAGGAUCAUGGAAGAAGUAAUGAAAACCUACAUCAAGCAGCAGGAAAAGCUAAACACGAUUUUGAGGAGGAAGCAGCAGCUCCAAAUGGAAGUGGAAAUGUUAAGCAACUCUAAAGCUAUGAAGGAGCUGACUGAAGAGCAGCAGAAUUUACAAAAAGAACUUGAAUGUUUGCAAGCAGAGCAUGCACAAAGAAUGGAAGAAUUUUAUUUUGAGCAGAGAGACUUGGAGAAAAAACUGGACCAAGUGAUGAAGCAAAAAUGUAGCUGUGACUCCAAUUUGGAAAAAGAUAAAGAAGCUGAAUAUGCAGCACAGCUGGCAGAGUUGAGGCAGAGGUUGGAUCAUGCAGAGGCAGAUAGACAAGAGCUGCAGGAUGAACUGAGACAGGAACGAGAGGCCCGGGAAAAGUUAGAGAUGAUGAUAAAAGAAUUGAAGCUACAGAUCCUGAAAUCUUCAAAAAAUGGGAAAGGAAAAUAGAAAUUGGAAGAGGAAGCAUGACUGUGUCCUUCAAACAGGGUGUUUUGGUUUUAAUGAUUGUGAACAAUUUUUGUGUGCUGAGAAAAAGUGUUCUUUAUGGAUUUCUAUUUCCCAGACAGGUCCAGAUGAAGAUAUACAUAGAUAUAAAUAAAUAGAGAUAGAUAACCAUUUUUACAUUUUCCUAGCCAAUGAAAAUCUGCAUUGAUUUGUACUGGUGUUUUUUCAAAAACAAUGAAAAAUACGAAACUCUUGAUUUAGAGUGACCAGUUUCUGUCUAUUUCUAAUGCAGUCUUAAGGACUCUACACCUUUUAGCAUUGUCUGUUAAAACAUAUGUGGGUAUCUUUAUUUUGCUAUCAAUUGCACAUCCAGUUAUAAAAGUACAUUAAAAACAUUCUCAAUUCUUCAAGGUCUUAAAUAGUUUGGGUUUCAGUGAGAAUUAAAUAUUCUUGAACUGAAGAAAGUAAAGGCAGCUUUUUGUCUGUAAGGCAGAGCUCAAAAUUGCCAAAAUUGGUUGAUGAUUUGAGUAUCAAAAGUUUAAAAAGAUUAAUCAACAUGAGUUUUUCCAAUAAUUUCAUUAUGUGAAGUCAGCUGAUCUUUUCAGUAUUGUCUAUUUAACAAUUCAUUAUCAAUCUAAAGAGUGUUAGAGCCAACACUUGUUUGCUCUGCUGGAAGACAAAAGCAUUAGGGGUUGGUUUUUUGUUUUGGUUUGGUUUUGUGAAUUAAAAAAUUUGCAAUUACAGUGGAAUCUUGGGAAGUUAAAAAUUCACAAGUUUUCUUCUGUUUUUUUCUCUAUAGUAUGUAUGAAAGAAACAUUAAGAAAAGGCUUAAAGAUGGGGCUUUUCCUUUUAGAAACUGAGUAAGCUUAACUGUUUUUCAGAUAUUAAUGCUUUCAAGAAACAUAAUAUUUAUUGAGGAAUAUGUAUUAACUUUUUAGUACCCUAAGCCUCCAUACUUUGAGCUUCUUGCCAACUUGUGGAUUUUUCUUUCAGUACAUAGAACUGGCCUUAACUUACAUUGUGAUCAUAGCUUAAAAUAUAAAAUUCUGAGGUAUGGCACUUUGAAAAAUCAUUUUGAUAGUCUCUGUAUUUGAAUGGCAUGGUAGGGUUACCAUGAAUUAAAAAAAUACAGCAUGUUUGUUAAGCUAUAACAUUGGGAAAUGUGUAAUUGUACAGAAUUACUGUUUUAUGUAUAUAUAUAAUGUCUGAGUACUUCUGAAGUCUGGUUCUUAGUGGGUUAAAUGCAUGGCUAAAGUUGGAUGAAGAAAAACUUUUUUGCACUUCUCUCCAAAAAAUUGGAUACAGCUGGCAGAUGUCAGCUGAUCAUGUCAGUGAUAGGAAUAUUUUAGUAAUUCGAGUGUUUCACUACAUAAUUUUAGCUUGUGCUUUUAGUUUCUGGUUUUGAGGUACUUAAGUUUAAUAUUCUCUUAAUAACUCAGUUAAUUUUGGAUGAAACCACUAGUAAAAGCCUACAUUGAUUUUUUUUUUAUUUUUAUCCCCCUCUCAACUAGUUAAACUGAAAACUCUUAUUGUUUAUGUGUUAAUGGUAUAACAAGACUGAAUAUCACAGAGAAAGAUAAAAUUGCACAUAUCUUUAAAUUGAAUGAGAAAUUAGGUGGUAAAUUAAAUAUCACAGAGUCAUAAGAUGAUUUUUUUAAUAACUGUACAAUUUUGUUUAUGAGCUCUGUGUCAUAUUUACACUGGCAAGUAAAGCAGGUUAGAUAAAAAACCAAACAAUUUUCUCUGUCAGUGUUGAGAAUCAUAGAAUGGUUUGGGUUGGAAGGGA